AUCCCCCUCCCCCAUCCCCUCCUAACCACCAGUCUGCUUCCCGUGUCUGCCGAUUUUCCUAUUCUGCAUAUUUCACCAGAAUGGAAUCAUACAAUAUGUUGCCUUUUGUGUCUUUCACUUAGCAUAUUGUUUCAAGGUUCAUCCACCUUGUAGCAUGUAUCAGCACUUCAUUACUUUUUAUGGCUGUGUAGUAUUCUGUUGUAUGGAUAGACCACAUUUUCUUUAUCCAUUCAUCUAUUGAUGGACAUGGGGACUGUUUCCACCUAUUGGCGAUGGUGAAUGGUGCUACUGUGAACACACGUGCAUGUGUAUCAGUUAGUCCCAGUCUUCACUUCCUGUGGUAUAUAUCCAGGGGUGGAAUUGCAGGGUCAUAUGGUAAUUCUUUAACUUUUUGAGGACCUGCCAAACCAGCAUUUUCUUAAGAUGCUUGAUAAAUGACAGUUUCCUUCUUCCUCCUUGCACUGUCUCACCUCCCAGCAAUCCCCCCUAAGGUUUUCAUUGACUACGAAGUCCUGGAGGUUUUCCCCAGAGGCCGCACAGUUGUCAUAAAGUGCUACUCAUCCCAGAUGCCUCCACCUAUCACCUACACCCUCUUGAGGAGCCCGGACAUUGAGGUUGACAAGCAAAACGUGUCCACCCGCGACGAGGCCUCCUUCAGACGCAACAUCACGCUCGAGUCCAGGCCAGACCUGCUCACCUACUCCUGCCGGGCGAGCUCCACCUUGGGCACGAACUCGAACAGCAAGAACCUACAGAUGUACCAGGAGCUGUGGGGUAAUCCCGUGUCCCAGCUGCAGGCUAAUUUCACUCUGCUGGACAGAGGAUCAGACCCCAGGAUAGAGAUUUCCUGCCAGGCCUCGGGCAGCCCACCCAUCACCUACAGCCUGCUCAGGAAGGACCAGCUCAUCUACAUGAAGCAGAGACCGAACUACGGGCAGCCUGCCAACUUCUCCUUCCCACUGAACCAGACGUCGAACUGGCUCCAGUGCCAGGCUGAAAAUGACAUCAAUGUCCAGAGCAGCCCCCUCAGGCUGGUGCCUCCAGGACAGCUACCCCAGGAACCCGCCUUGGUGCUGACUGGCAGCCUCGCUAUCAUUGCAGCUAUCAGCUCCUGGAUGCUAGUCCGGACCCAGUGGUCCAGGCGUGACUAGAAGAUGCAGGCUCUGUGGAGUCCCCCCAGGAGAGCCGUGGUCCUUGCUCCCUACAGAAGGACUCACCACUGGAAUGAAGAAAAAGCCAGCCCGCCCAGCUUCUUGGAGCCCUGGUGUUCUUCAGUGAACAUACAUGGUGUUAGUUUCAGGAUUUUAGGAUGGGGUGAGGGCUGGAGAGGGAAGGGGAGGUCAAAGGAAGAAGGGGGCUCUGUGUGGGCCCCUGUCCUCGCCCCUCAGCUGCUUGUUACCGUCCAUGAAGGUCUGGGGAGAGGGUUGUGGUACACUGAAAAGGACCAACUGCACCAACCCAUAGAGGGCCACCUCCUCCUCCCCCACACCUGCUCCCCUCUUCCCUGGAGUGGCACCCCAUCUCCUGGUGGCCCAGGCCUCUGGGCCCACCCACUCACCCCUCACUGUCCAGCUCACCUGGGAGGACCCUGGGCCCCACUUGGCCAGCACUGCCUCAUUAAUCCUUACCUGCCACUAGUGCAGGGUGUCUGGAAUUCCUCCGUGCCCAGUCAGCCCGCGGCCCCAGGAGAACGCACGAGCCACCAGCCUCCCCCACCCCCCACGCCGCCCCACACACAGAGCCUUCCCUGUUCAGGGGCUCUGAACCUUUCGGGAAAGAACUGGAUUAAACUCUGCCCCCUGCCUUUCACCCUGGGAACGUCGUUUCUCUCUGUACACCGUCUUGGAGCCUGAAAAUCAGAAGUCACACAGCCUUGGGGCCUGGCCCAGCCGUGGAAGAAUUGGUGGUGGUAGUGAAGGGUGUCUCGACCCCACCCCAGGCGUAGCUCCAGAGAGGAGGAAAGAGUUACAGGCCAAGCAGGGAGAGGAUCUAGCUGUGGCCUGGGGUUUUGAGGGCAAUGGAGAGGAG
Messenger RNA from Diceros bicornis minor, 2028 nucleotides. RefSeq names its product chromosome 18 C17orf99 homolog (gene C18H17orf99). Lineage: Eukaryota; Metazoa; Chordata; Mammalia; Perissodactyla; Rhinocerotidae. The record is from RefSeq and is a predicted model, not a curated record. The coding region runs from base 435 to 1151 and encodes 238 amino acids. The transcript is spliced from 4 exons.